GCCGCAACUUGUCACAAUAGUGUGUUAUAUAAGGAAGUAGCCAUUUAUACUUCUACUUCAGACACAUGAAUUCAAAGGUAACAAUCACAGAUUUUUAACAAUUUUAAGUGCUGUUAUUACUAUGUAAGGAUGUACAGGCACAUGCUGUAUUCACUUCUUCAGCGAAAUGGAAUGGUGAGACGAAUCUGUUUGUCGGAUAAAACGUCCCAAGUAGUCAAUCGAUUUGGAUGUUUUUUGUUUGCCUCAGUCACACCAAAACGACUGUGGAAAGGUCUUGAUGCUUUUCAUAUUUAUCUGUGUGGUUGAUAUAAUGCAUUGCAAAUGUAUUUAUACCACUUGCACUUAUAACCAGAAACUUUUAUGUCUUUUAUUGGGAUUUUAUGUGAUAGAUCAACACAAAAUAAAGGGUUUUCCAAAACAUUUACAAAUAAAGUUCAGAAAAGUCUGCUAUGGGUUUGAGUUUAGUCAAAUGGUAAUGUGCCCUCCCUGCCUUGGUCCUUCUGACUUGUGGCUGCUGCCUGCUCUGCGUGUUGGGGGCUCUGGUGGAUCUCCCCUGCUUGGUGCUGGGUGGUCUUACUGCCGGGGUUGGUGAGGGCCAAGGGCCAACGGGAGUACUAGGUCUUUGGCUUGGAAUGCAUAGCUUGAUACGAUGGCGCUGCUGGGUCGGGGGUUGGGGGGUCUGGGUGCACUACACCCUGUAGCCUUGGGGCUGCUGCUUCUCUCUCUGUUUGCCUAGGUCUGAUGCAGCCUUCCAGAGCUGAGUCCACCUGUCCUUUGCACCUAAGGGUGACAAUCUUGCUCACAUACACCUACUGAUCACAAACACAGUUAACUGACACACAGUCCAAAUGGUUGAAGGUCAUGCCUGAAAUGAUGUGACAGGACACGUGAUAAAAGAAGUAGCAGUUUGACAACUUGGUCUUGGCAUUACACGAUAUCCCAAUGAAAUACAUUGGAGCUUGUCGUUUUAAUUUGACACCACGUGAAAUGUCUAAGAGAUGUGAAUACCUCUGCUGUAUGAGGUCAGUUCAGGUGUUAAUAAUAAUAUAUAGAGGACGCACAGCAAAUUUAAAUAGCGUAGCUUUGACAUAAAUAAAAGUGGCAGUUUUAGUAUAAAAAUCUGCCUAUGGCACAAUUAAUCAAGAACCCCAUAAAACUAUGUUGAUAGCAAAUUCGUUUGAAGUCUAUAUUUGGUUUCAAAAUAAAAUGCCCGCUCUUAUUACUCUGUGAAAUAAAUCUUAGCUGAGUUGUAAAAAAAAAAUCCGCCAAUCGUGCCCCUCAGACGCAUGGAGAGGCGUGUCUCGGACUGCGCUUAAAAUUAAGUCUAUGCGUUUCUGAAAAGCAGAGUUCGCUUGGAUUCUGAACCCAGCUGGAUCCUUUAUCAUAUAAAGGAGUCAUUUUUGUGUUUUUAAAUACAGGUUAUAGAUUUGAGGUUUACACAACGACGUUGUGCUGAUCUGAAUCUUUUAUGGUACCUGGAGAACGAAUUUGUGCCACACUGGAGCUUUUUGGUGCGCGCAAGGCGAUCCACAGGGCAGUAUAGAGAGGAGAUUCAGCCUUUUCCUGAACGUAUGUCCUCACAUGACCUGAAUACAAAUAUAGCAUAAGCAGGUGGUGCAUGAGUUGCAUCAGUCUCUAAUUUACCCGAUAGGCGUGUGGUUAGUGUGGAGAGUCACCUCGGAGCAGCAGCAGUGCGCACUCUUCCAUCUGACGUGGAUCUGCUCCCUGCCGGUGUUUUGCAUAGCUAAACCAUUAAUAUCCUGUCCACUGGCCUUAGUUUGAAGAGCAAAAACUUUUUAUUUCUGUAUUUUUUUAGUUUUUUUGUUGCAUUGACUCUCCGAUCCAAUAAUGAUGACUGAGAACAAUGAGAUGGAGGGCGACUCGCAGCUCCAGCGCUCCUCAAACAACAUGCCCAUCCAGCCGAUGACAUCCAAGCUCCAGAGAUUGAAACGCUCCCUGUCCUUCAAGACCAUGAUGCGCAGCAAGAGCGUGGAGAACUUCUUUCAGAGAUCCUACAGUGAUGCUCGCUUGCCCGCAGACUUUAUCACAGACCCACCGCCACCCUCCCCCCCUCUGCCACCCGGUUCCCCUCUCGUUGGCGAACGCUCGCCCUCCAUUUCGCCAUCUCUUAGCCCCAACCCCUCCAUCUGUUCCCACUCACCGUCUCUCAGCCUUUCCCCAUCACUACCUGCCAAGCCCCCCCGAGCUCAGAUUAACCACUACUUUCAGGACCACACCUUUCGGAAGCCCACCAAUUGCCAGCACUGCAAGCAUAUGAUAGUGGGAAACUCCAAACAAGCUCUUUGGUGUAAAACGUGCAAGAUGGCUGCUCACCUGUGGUGCACGUCAGAACUCUCACAGCAGCAGUGCCAUGGAAAGUCUGGAGCAUUCAAGCGAAACUUCAGUUCGCCGAUGCUCGUCAAUGACCAAUUGGCUGUCGUCAAGGACGUUCGGCCAAGCCAAGUUUCAGAAGCUGCGCGGAUGCGUGUAGACCCUGUGUAUGCUGCCUUGCGCUACGGGACGUCCUUGGCACAGAUGAGCCGUUCCAGUUUUGGCAGUUUAUCAGAAUCACCAACACGCAGCUUGGGAGAGGGAGAUGAGGAGAGUCAGGAGAGACAGUGCAGCAUGGAGGAGGAGAUAACUCAGGAAACAGGGGAUAUCAUCUCAAUCCUUCCAGAUGCCCCUUUCCCAGAGAAAGAGUUGGAGAAGGAGGUAGAGCAGAGCAAUGAGCAAGCUGAGAUUCCUGCAGAGGACAGCAGUGCAAAGGUGCCCAAACGCAUUGAAGUUCACUCCAUCCACACCUAUGUAGCGCUGUACAGGUUCCUGCCUCAGGAGCAGAAUGACCUGGAACUACAUCCAGGCGAUCGGGUGCAGGUCACAGAUGACUCUAAUGAGGAGUGGUGGAAGGGCAAAAGUGGUGACAGAAUUGGCUUUUUCCCUGCCAACUUUGUGCAAAGGGUCCGGCCAGGAGAGCGGGUCUGGCGGGUCGUCCAGGGUUCUCCCGGGAAUAGAGAAAAAGGACACAUGGCAGUAAGGGAGUCCCAGAUUUGUGUUGGGAAGAGAGAAGAUGGGGAAAUGUUUCUGAAGCUGAGCAGUGGAAAGAAGAGAGGCCUGGUCCCUGCCGACUCCAUAGAGGAGAUCUGAACAUUAUUUCACUUUUACACUCAGAUUCAAACUGUCAGCACCACACUCUGCCCCCUCUCUGGAGAAAUGACCAUCUAAGCCUCUGAAACUGCAAAAGAAAACACACACUCCUACAAAGAUCCAACACUGCCAUCUCUGAUAAACAUUUGUUUUCUGAGAGAAUUUAUUGACCGCUGUCCUGCUCCUAAGAAUGUUGGGUGACUCAACAUUUAGAAAAAGGGAAGCAGAGGUAAAUGUGGCUUCAAAUAUUUGGAUUACAUUUAGUUUUGCUCGUCAAAAACACUUCUGCAAUUGUGGGAGGAAGAUGUAUCCUGUUACAGGAACAUCCU
Molecule: messenger RNA, 3473 nt
Organism: Girardinichthys multiradiatus
Lineage: Eukaryota; Metazoa; Chordata; Actinopteri; Cyprinodontiformes; Goodeidae
Product: SH3 and cysteine-rich domain-containing protein 2-like
Exons: 11
Coding region: 1849-3144 (431 amino acids)
Biological process (GO): positive regulation of protein localization to plasma membrane; positive regulation of voltage-gated calcium channel activity; skeletal muscle contraction
Cellular component (GO): extrinsic component of cytoplasmic side of plasma membrane
Molecular function (GO): protein binding
Source: RefSeq, a predicted model, not a curated record